Messenger RNA from Eublepharis macularius, 3806 nucleotides. RefSeq names its product cytosolic phospholipase A2 zeta-like. Gene Ontology annotation, biological process: glycerophospholipid catabolic process. Gene Ontology annotation, molecular function: calcium-dependent phospholipid binding; calcium ion binding. NCBI's taxonomy places the organism in Eukaryota, Metazoa, Chordata, Lepidosauria, Squamata, Eublepharidae. The record is from RefSeq and is a predicted model, not a curated record. Bases 139 to 2685 code for a protein of 848 amino acids. Gene Ontology annotation, cellular component: cytosol. The transcript is spliced from 20 exons.
ACGCCUCCACAUUAGCAAAGGUUGCCGCAAUCUCCGGGACGCGACGCCGCUGCCAGUUCCAGAGUUGUCUUAAGGCCGGAGGAUUUGGCGCUUUCCCCCCCUUUCCCCGCCGCUCGCUCGCCAAGGCGCCUCUGCCUCAUGUUCCGCCAGGCGAUGUUGGGCCCCCUGUCGUCCCGAAUGCUGCCUCUCGUGGCUGCUGUGGCGCUCCAGAAGAAGGAGAGGAAAGAGACUGGCCUCUAUCACUGGCGGCGUGAGAAGCACCCUUACUAUAACCUUACAGUGAAAAUCCUUCGAGCCAGAAACAUUAAAGGAACAGAUCUAUUUUCCAAGGCAGAUUGUUACGUGGAGUUGCGUCUGCCAACUGCAUCGCCAAUUACAUACCGAACUCAGGUUAUUGACAACUCCAGUGACCCAGAGUGGAAUGAAACUUUCCAGUUUAGAAUUAACAGUGCUGUCAAGAACACUCUUGAGUUAACACUUUUUGAUGAAGAUGUUCUUGUUAGUGAUGAACUUACCUCUGUUGUGUUUGAUGUGACGGGAAUUAAGCCAGGCCGUCCUGUGAAAAACACUUUCAAACUAAAAGAGGACAAGGAGGAGCUGGAUGUAGAGUUUUUGCUCCAGAAAAGUUCGGAUACUCCUACUGAAGUUAUCACAAAUGGGGUGCUUGUGGCUCACCCGUGUCUUUGUCUGCAAGGGGUAAUUAAUAAAGAUGAAAAGUUAAAGCUGAGCGAACAUGGAAACAACCAAUUCAAGCUUUCACUUCCAGGAUCAUAUGAGAAGCAGCUAAACAUGCCUUGCAAACCAGAUUCUGAUCAGAAUUGUGGGGUUCCAUUUGUCUUUCAUGUGGGCAAAGAUAUGUGUUCCGAAGUGGGGGUGGAGGUGGAGCAAACCGUUACAAUCCUUCAGGAUGGAGUGAAUCCUGACUUUGAACAGCACAGCACAAUUCUUGGAUCAGGAACUGUUCCGUUUCAUUCUCUUCCUUUGGGAAAGCACACUGAAAUGACUGUUCCGCUAGGAAAAGAACAAAGUGUGGAUCUACAUGUGAAGGCUGAACAAAUCAAAAGAAAUCUUGAUGUUCGUCUUGGUUUUGAUCUUUGUCAAGAAGAGCGGCAAUUCUUGGACAAGAGGAAGAAAAUAGUUUCUCAAACUCUAAGUAAGGCGCUCCAACUGAGAGAAGACCUCAGCAAAGAUGAGGUCCCUGUGGUAGCAGUCUUAGGAUCUGGUGGAGGAAUGAGAGCACUGACAUCAUUCUAUGGUAGUCUAUUUGGGCUUCAGCAGCUAAAUCUUCUGAAUGCUGUCACAUACCUCUCUGGAAUUUCCGGCUCUACUUGGUGUUUGUCAACAUUGUACCAGGACCCUGAGUGGUCACGCAGAGAUCUCAGAGACCAUAUCAGUAAUGCCCAGGAUAAAAUAUCCAGCAGUAAAGUAGGAGCCUUUUCUUCGGAGCGUCUGACGUAUUAUUUCCAGGAACUGAUUGCAAUGGAGAAUGAGGGACGCAAAGCUUCUUUCACAGACCUGUGGGGGCUUAUUAUAGAACAUUUCCUACUGCAGAAGGAAGACCCAUCAAAGCUGUCUGAUCAGCAGGAAGCUGUGAAAGAGGCACAGAAUCCUUACCCCAUCUAUGCAGCUGUUAACGUGAGGCCUAAUAUUAGUGGAGAAGAUUUUGCAGAAUGGUGUGAGUUCACUCCAUAUGAGGUUGGAUUUCGCAAGUAUGGUGCUUUUAUCCGAACAGAAGACUUUGACAGUGAGUUCUUCAUGGGACAGCUGAUUAAGAAACAUCCUGAGCCCAGGAUCUGCUACCUGUUGGGAAUGUGGGGCAGUGCCUUUGCUGCAAGCUUGGAUGAUGUCUUUUUGAAGGUGGUUGGCUCAGGAUUGAGCUUUCUAGAAUCUCUGGGCGAUGUUGUCAAAGUUAUAGAUGACAACAAACGAUUCCAUUUCCGGGAUCCUAUGAGGCUGAAGACUCGUUUGGUUAUACCAGGUGGACCACUGCUGCAAACCUUCCAGGAUUUUUUCAAGUCACGUGUUACAGCUGGGGAAACCUUCAAUUUUAUGCAGGGCUUGUUCCUCCACAGGGAUUAUGUCAACCUUAAUAAAUUUGUGGUCUGGAAAGGCACCCAUCUAGAUGCUUUUCCUAAUCAGUUGACUCCAAUGGAAGAGAGCCUCUACCUAGUGGAUGGCGGUUUUUCUAUCAAUUCUGCCUUUCCAGUGGUUCUUCAGCCAGAAAGAGAUGUUGAUGUCAUCCUGUCAUUCAAUUACUCUUGGGAAGCACCUUUUGAGGUCCUACAACUAACUCAGAAAUACUGCAAAGAACGUGAGAUCCCUUUUCCAGAAAUCAUCUUGAAUAAAGAAGAUGAGGACAGCCCUAAAGAGUGUUAUAUGUUUAUUGAUGCUGAGAAUUCAAGAGCCCCCAUUGUCCUUCACUUCCCUCUGGUUAAUGACACGUUUUACAAAUACAAAGCACCGGGAAAAGAACGUGAAUCAGAAGAAGAGAUAGCCUUUGGUGAUUUUGCUGUAGAAGGAAAAGAUUCAUCAUAUCGAACACUAAACUUCACCUUUGAGCCCUGUGACUUCAAUAGAUUGGUAGAACUGAAUUGCUACAAUGUGCUGAAUAAUAAGGAUGCUAUUUUGGAUGCAUUAAAUUUGGCUUUAAACAGGCGAAAGUUGAAAAAUGAUAAUAGAAGAUAAAGGCUUCCUUGUGUUGCCAGCUUGCUCUCUUCCAGACAGUCACUCAUGGGCUGAUGAGAGUGCAGAGGGCUCUUUACCAUUCCCCAGCACAAAGCCCGCAGCUCAGGAAAACUCCCAAGCCAUGGAGUGACUAUACCUGGGCUAGAGAUAUACUUAAAAAGGAAAGAAAGCUGGGAACGAGUACAUUGCUGCAGGAGAUUUUUAUAAUACUAUAACUAUUGGUGGUUAUUUCUAAACACUUGAAAAAGCCCCCCACUGAGAGAGGAGAAGUGGCUGUCACGGAGGGCUAAGGCAGGGAAAGUGACGUUUGGAUGCUCUGUUGCAAUGAUAGCUACAUGAAGAAUCAUGGACACUGCAGAUACUGUCUUGUAAACCAUUCCAUUUUGAUUCUAGUUAACAGCAAUGAAUUGAUCCCAGAAUAUAUUUGAAAGGACACGUCAUGGCAACAUUGCUGAAUCUAAGCAGGGUUUAGUAUGAAUCUGGUUAGGGCCUGGAUGGGUGACUUCCUAGGAACCCCUCUGUACAUGAUCUUUGAUUCUAUGAGUAAAGAAAGAGGAAUAUAAAUGUAAUAAACAAUAAUUGCUAGCUGGAACACAUUGAAAAAUGAUGGUCCCUCUUAUUUGUUGUUAUUUGUUGUUUUGAGAUUUGUAUCUUUAAAAAAUGCACUGGGAGCAAAUCCCUCUUUAUCCCUAUUAUGUAUGUAACUUUUCCCACCCUUUGCACAUGUUCUUACUCAGGAGACUCUGUAGAGACUAUUUGCAAACUUAUUUUGUAUUUGUUUUUACUUGUGAUAUUUAUAAAUUAAUGAAUGUGAAAUCAGUAUAAUGAAUGUAAGAUGCUGUUUCUGCUGGAUCAUGAGGUGCAUGCACUACACCUUGAAGGAGCCAAUGUUUUCAAGAAGAAACAUUCAUGCUUUUAAAAAAAGUUCUGAGUUUAGGUGAAUGUUGAUGAAUGAGUAGUGGGGUUUGUUUUCUGAAAAGAAAUCACUGUCUGUUGGAAUUAUCAGGGCAGAAAUCUUGACCAUAAGAAACUAAAAGUUAUGUAGUUUUUCAUUGUUUUUAAAAUUUUAAUUUUGUAAAACAAAAAGUAUCAAUUUUCAAAAUAAAUUUUUUUCUAAUUUG